CCUUCAUUGGCGCCAUACGUUGCAGAUGUCGAUCUUUACCUUGUGUAUUCACUCACACUAUGCAGAUCUAAGAGCAAAACGCGAUAGCAUUCUGUCAAACUACUGUCGCGUCUUUAACAAGCCUUAGUGCAAAUUGCGCAGCUAUUUUUAUUUUUGAAGAGCAGGGCAUCGUGGUAACCUUGACUGACGAGUCUGAUACCGUUGAACAACACAUCCUAAAUAACACCACCAGGGAGUACUCAUUGGAGCUCACCAGCGACAACUCUCCACUACCCAGUUGCCUUAGGCGAACAAUCUCAUAGCCUUGGCCUCACGCCCACGCAUAACAUUUCCAUAUGAGGAACAUUUCUCCCUCUCACCAAUUUUAACGACACAAGGAAGAUCUAUCCCACGUCAUGCUUGCACCAUAUUUGCUAUUUGAUUGAUGAGUCCACUAACCUUAAAAGUUUCACCAACAUUUCUAUUCCUAGAUCAAUGCAACGCUCGACUACAGAAACCAUGCCUUUCCCGGUGCUUUUGUACUUCAAAACACCUUGAUUGUUUUGGAUGUGCAUUCUUCACAGAUCAAUUACUUCGCAGACUUAUAUGGUCUUGAUCCCCUCCAUACUAUUUGAGAGCCGACUGCGGCUGUUCCCAAACCAAUAUUUCGAUCUGAUGUCGUGGGCAUGGUCAUGGUUAUGAAUGGUUUGAUCCCGGCCCCAAAAGGUCGAGUUCGAACAAAAGUUGGGCAUAGAUAUCUGGAGGCUUUACAAUCGAAAGUAAAUGGAGGUUACCAGAGCUCAAGCUCGUCAUCUUCAGAUGAUGGCGUGCAAAAUUCUGCGGGAUUGAAUCUAUUGGUUCUUGGUAUCACGUCUGGAACUGCUAUGGAUGACAUUGAUUUUGCUCUCUGUCGUUAUACACAAGAGUCACCAGAAGCACCACUGCACUUGGAUCUUAUUCAGUAUGAUUCAGUCGUCAUGCCGUCGAAGAUUCGAUCCGAGAUCCUGUCGAUGUUACGAGAAGACGCCGCUCCGCCAAGUAUGUUGUCGCAAAUGGACGCAGAAAUGGGACAUACUUUUGCGAACGCUAUUCAUAUAUUCGCACAUAAGCAUAGAAUUUCAGUGGAUGAUAUUGAUCUAAUUGGAUCUGGUGGACAGCUCGUUACCUUAACGGGGGCCCCACCACGGGGACAACAUCGAUCGAACAUGUGCCUAGGAGAAGGGGCUGUGAUAUCAGCAAAAACAGGUGUCACAACUGUUUCCGACUAUCGAACGGCAGAGCAAGCUGUCGGCAGACAAGGUGCUCCUUUAUUUGCGUACUUGGUCGGGCUUUUGCUGCACCAUCCUACCAGAUUACAGAUUUGCAUAACGAUUGGAGGCAUCACAACUAUAUGUUUCAUCCCGUCGGAUAAAAAGGGCGGGAUUGACGCAAUGUACGAUUGGGAUACAGGGCCAGGCACUUGUAUGAUUGAUGCAGCUUAUCGUCACUUUGGCCUCGACCCUCAAAAGGACCAAUCCUCUUCCCUACACGGUACAAUCUGCCAUGAAGUUGUCGAGCAACUUCUUACCAAUGAUGAAUAUCUCAGUACACGACCACCGAAAACCACAGCUAGAGAAAUUUAUGGUGACGCCAUGGCUUUCAAAAUCAUAGGCAUGUGCGCUUAUCGAGGUUGUUCGCCCGCCGAUACAAUAUCUACCAUUACACGCUUCACCUCCGCCAGUAUUGCCCAGCAAAUUCUUCUUUUUGGUCCCGGUCGUGACGCUGUUAACGCAGCUGAUAUAACUGUCGAUGGUCGCGGCAUGUCCCACACUCCCCUCAUCUCAGACCUUCAAGCCGAAUUUCCAGGAGCCCAUUUUGACAGCUUUGACAAAACCGGUAUUCCUUUAAAUGCUAGAAAAGCAGUAGGCUUUGCGAUGCAAGCAAUGGAAGCAUUGUUAGGGAGAGCAUUACCAGUCCCGACAAAUGCGGACGUAAGAAGACCGAAUACUAUUACUGGAAAGUUGGCACCUGGACUAAGGUGGAGAGAGGUCAUGGAGAAAAGUGUUAGAUUUGGAGGAAAUGGAAGAGGGUGGGAGGGACUUCCUGAGGUCAAAGAGUUGAUUGUUAGGCAAAGGGAUAGGAGCAAUGUCUCAGGUAUGGAAAACGAGAAGGAGGGGUUUGCCUGUUAGGCCGGUACAGAUUCCGCGGAAAGUUUCCUUUUACUUACUUUCUUAGUAGAUAGUUUUAGUGAGCAAACAUACAUUUAAUUUACAAUCCAACAUUACCUGUA
This is a messenger RNA of Botrytis sinoallii, 2248 nucleotides long. RefSeq lists its product as uncharacterized. Gene Ontology annotation, molecular function: phosphotransferase activity, alcohol group as acceptor; ATP binding. Bases 666 to 2147 code for a protein of 493 amino acids. Gene Ontology annotation, biological process: amino sugar metabolic process; peptidoglycan turnover. The transcript has 2 exons. NCBI's taxonomy places the organism in Eukaryota, Fungi, Ascomycota, Leotiomycetes, Helotiales, Sclerotiniaceae. The record is from RefSeq and is a predicted model, not a curated record.